Molecule: messenger RNA, 1116 nt
Organism: Pocillopora verrucosa
Lineage: Eukaryota; Metazoa; Cnidaria; Anthozoa; Scleractinia; Pocilloporidae
Source: RefSeq, a predicted model, not a curated record
GACGAUGCCAAGCGUUAACAAUGGCCGAAACUUUAAUAGAGGAAGGCGAACGUCCAACUACAGAAAGACUAGAGCGACAAGUAAUCGUUCGUCAGGUCACCCCUGAACUCCCAGUACAUUUAAAACUCCUGUUGGCAUCAACAAUUGUUCUAGUUGUACUCGUCUUAGGGACGAUAAUUUAUUUUAUAUACGCUAAAUAUGCAAACGAAUGACAGCAGCGAGAACUACGGAGCAGAUACAGGUGUCUGCUCACAGUUUACUAGUGAAGAUGCACGGAACGACUUGGACUUUGCCGGAAAACAGAUGUUUUGUAAUGAUGAAGAGUUUUGCACCACGGAAAAAGCCCACAAGGAUGCGAAUGGAUCGCCACAAACCAAGGCGCAAUGGAAUGACAUCACUUUCAGCAGUGAUGAUCAAGGUCAAACUGGUGAUUCUGAAACAUAUCCUGAUACCUAUGAAAACAUGAUAUCAAGGAUGGGUGAAAUUGAGAAGACUUUGGCAACUGUUAAAGAAACAUUAUCCACAGCAAGUGUGCGUUGCCAUCUGCUUAAUGUUGAUGUUGUUACAAUGUUUAGUCCAGAAAUGCUGGACAUCCUGAACAUAACGAAGGAACAGUGUGAAGACUGUAUAAAAGCAAUGAAGACUUUGUCUGCUGAGGACUACUGACCAAAAAAUAUAUAUAUAUAUACUUAAUGAGAGGGCUCAUGAGAACUCUUAAAAUUCCUACAAUGCGUUUGGAAGAGGCAACUGAAUAGCUAUUCUUUGUUUAUUGCACAAAACAUAACUGUGCCAUAUGUAAUUUGUAAGAAUAACAUGGCAUAGAGGAUAAUGACAAUUUUCAGCCGUAUUUUGAUUAUGCAAAUUGCAUGGUACACAAUUUUCACAUGUGACCUGGUUGUUGAAAAAUAGAAGUGGCCUGAAAGCCCUUGUUCAAUGUCAUUUUGGUUUGCAAUUGAUGAUUCAGAUUAAUUUCAAUUCUUGGUGAAGAAUUAUAAAUUUGAAGAAUUGCUUCAUUUAAUACUUUGUACACAACAAUGAGUUGUUGAUACUAUUUAUUUCUGAUAUACAAUUUAUCUUGCAGCUAAUAUUUUACAAUGUUGCUAUUUAUACAAUAAA